UUCAGGGACGUGGGAGAAGCAGCCUCUGGUGGGCUGCCUUCCCUUUCCUGCUGGCAAAGGCAAGGGUGGAUCCAUGGCUGGCUUGCCACUCUCUGCCUCCGCCCCCAGGUCCUGCCCAUUGGUUCCCUGGGUUGCAGCUUCCAGCCUCUUUUGCAAGGAGCCAGCCAAGGGACUGGGAGUUGUGACGCUCCAGAGCAGGAUUGGCCAUCCCAGGUGUCCAGAACAGAGCCCCCAGCAAAGUCCUGCCCACAUUACUACUGACUAACAACUGUUCGUGUGAACACUCGCUGGUGCAAAAGGUUCCAUCUUGGCUUUCUUCUGGGGCACAGCAGCUUGCAUUGCUGUCUUCCUUCAGGAUUGGCCCACAAGCCUUCUGGAGAAAGUUGGCCAAUUUAGAGACCCCUGGAGAGCUGGAUCUUGCAUUGCUGCCUUCCUUCAGGAUUGGGCCACAAGCCAGUUGUAUUCCUGCCUUCCUUCAGGAUUGGCCCACAAAUCUUCUGGAGAAAGUUGGCCACUUUAGAGGAAGAGCUGGAUCUUGCAUUGCUGCCUUCCUUCAGGAUUGGCCCACAAGCCUUCUGGAGAAAGUUGGCCACUUUGGAGACCACUGGAGAGCUGGAUCUUGCAUUGCUGCCUUCCCUCAGGAUUGGCCCACAAGCCAAUUGCAUUGCUGCCUUCCUUCAGGAUUGGCCCACAAGCCUUCUGGAGAAAGUUAGCCACUUUGGAGACCCCUGGAGAGCUGGAUCUUGCAUUUCUGCCUUCCCUCAGGAUUGGCCCAAAAGCCUUCUGGAGAAAGUCAACCACUUUGGAGGCCCCUGGAGAACCGGAGGGGCCUCAGGCUAAGCUGGCCCAAGGCAGCAAUGCCACACACCCCACGCCAGCGCUUGCAGCCCCGCGCACCAGUAUGGUCCGAGACAGAAACGCGGGAUUUCCUGGCCCUCUGGGGUGAGCUCCUGAUCCUACGGUGGAUUGAAAACCGCCCGCCCAACAGUGACAUCUACGAAGACCUCUCGGCCCAAAUGAUGGCCCGAGGUCACGAGCGCAACGCCUCGCAAUGUAGGAACAGAGCUCGGGAUCUGAAGCGAAGCUACCGGAGGGCCAAGGAUGCGCAAGUAUGUGCCGGAGCAGAACCAGUGUCCUGUCGCUACUUCCGAGAGUUGGAUCGGAUGUUCGGAGGUGAAAUGGAUGGCGUGGCCAAUCGAAGCCUGGGCAGCAUGGACGGGUCCAGGCGCGUUGUCGUGAAGACCGAAGAUGCUGAAGAUAUGGAGGCCCAAGUCUCUGAGGAAGAGGGCAACCAAAUGACGCCACCAAACACGCUUUCGAGCAUGGAUGCUGACACUGACACAGAAACAGAACCCAACUUGGGUAUCUCGCGAGAGCUGGUGGGCUCAGACCCGGAUGUGAUUGAAACCACAAUUGGAGAGGAGUGCUCUGAAGAAAAAACAGUGCCUUUACGCAGACAACCAGUCGCUGGCCCCAGUGAAGAUGGGCAUCAUGUUGCAACUGGCCGGGGUAGACGGGAGAAUAGCCUCGGGCGUCCUCUGACGACAGCAGAGAGAAUGGCAUCCAUGCGGGAGAGGAAGCGGCGGUCACAUGAAGAAAUGAUGCAUGAGAUCAUGACGGACUACAGGAGGACCUGGGAAACCAUGGAGGCACUUCACGAAAGAGGCGAAGUUAGUGCUGGGGAGUUUCGAGAAGCAAUGCUGAGGGAAAUGCUUCUGGAUCGAGAAGCUCGGACCCGAGAAGCCCAGCUCGAUCGGGAAUCCCGGGCCCGGGAGGCCCAGUUGGACCGAGAGGCGAGGGCCAGGGACAGCCAACUGGAGAGGGAGAUCAGGAUUAAGGAGCUCAACAUGAUCGAAGCGGAGUUGCAGCGCACCAGGGAUCUCCUCCAUCCCAUGGUUGACGCUGUGGUUUCCGUUGCUGAGAUCUUGCGUACAACGGGCAAUAAACUACGACAGUCUUGUCAACCGAACCAAAGUGAAGAAGGUCCCUUUUUGGAAUUGGGAGAGAACAAAUAGUUCCUCACCCCGUGUUUUCUUUGGGCAAUAGUUUAUAGUGACUGUGUUGGACAAAAUACAGGGAGGACAAGUUGGGAGAUGGUGAGAAGAUGACACCUUCAAGUGUAUGAAACUCUAAACGAUGCUGGUUACAUUUGGAAGGAAUUAUCUCCUCUCUUGUAACAAGUGCAGCUGCUCCAGUUCAUUAUAAUUUAAGAAAAAUAAUGUAAUACUAGAUUAUUUGAGGGGGGGACCCCAAAAGGAGCUUGUCAAUCCAAAUUUUCUCUUUUCUAAUGUUGACCAGUGCCAAAAGCUAAAUGGCUUGAGUAUCUGGCAACAUUUCCGAGAGCAUUCUCCCACAAACUAGUGCUUGAAGAACUUACCUUUUUGGAUUCCAACCCCCAGGAUCCCCCACCUAACGUGAUGAGUAGCGAUGCUGCCUGGAGGGGAUUCUAGGGGUCUGAAUACAGGAAAAAGGCUUUCCCAAACUCUGUCAGUAACACAAUUUCUAGUACAAAAUUUAUUUGAAAUUGAGAAUUGGUUCUGUAACUGUGCAUUAUUUCCCAUCACAGGUGUAUUAUUUCCAUUCCAAAUCUUCAUAAGCAAGAUUACAUUCUUUUAUCAUGUGGAGACGAACUAUAGUGCAGAACUCCUGACAUUAUCCCCUGUUUGAACCCUUCUGAGAGAGGAGAUUCCAUCUGAACAUGAGGAAGAACUUCCUGACUGGGAGAGCCGUUCAGCAGUGGAAAUCUCUGCCCCGAAGUGUGGUGGAGGUUCCUUCUUUGGAAGCUUUUAAACAGAGGCUGGAUGGCCAUCUGUCAAGGGUGCUUUAAAUGCAAUAUUCCUGCUUCUUGGCAGGGGGUUGGACUGGAUGGCCCAUUAGUCUCUUCCAACUCUAUGAAUCUAUGAUUCCAUGAUUUUGAGAGCUACUGUGGUGGGUAUGGUUUUUUGAUAAUGAAAAACUGAUGAAAUUUAAAAUGGAUUGGUAUGAAACUGUUUAGAUGUGGAAACUGGGAAUGAGGCACUGGGUUGUGUAUAAAUAUAGAACUUUCUCCAGAAACCAAGGGCUUAUAUAGCAACUGAAUUUUUUUAAGCUCAUUGGAUUUGGAUCAGUACUGGCAGAACUGUCCAAUAAUUUAGCUCUUACAAAGAUAUUAAAUCAGAUUGGGUUUCGAAUGAAUUCAGUUACAGAAUGGAACUUGUUCCAUAAAGUUUUUUUUAAUGUGAAUAAAGUUUUAUGAGAAAA
Molecule: messenger RNA, 3240 nt
Organism: Anolis sagrei ordinatus
Lineage: Eukaryota; Metazoa; Chordata; Lepidosauria; Squamata; Anolidae
Source: RefSeq, a predicted model, not a curated record